This is a messenger RNA of Thalassophryne amazonica, 2419 nucleotides long. RefSeq names its product serine active site containing 1 (gene serac1). The record is from RefSeq and is a predicted model, not a curated record. Lineage: Eukaryota; Metazoa; Chordata; Actinopteri; Batrachoidiformes; Batrachoididae. The transcript has 17 exons. Bases 179 to 2149 code for a protein of 656 amino acids.
GGACAAAUAACAUACUCGCAGCAGAACACCAGUUGUCGGGCUGCAGAAGCUGCAUGUAGUUUUAGUUGUCGUAGUCUUAAAGAAAGCUAACGUCCAUCUCAGCUGUUUGAAAAAAAAGAAAUUUCGCACUUGAACAAGGAAAUCGGGAAUACAAAGUUCGUCCAUCAGCAGAUGGAGGAUGUCUGUUGCUGUUCUGCGUUUGAUCCGAUGUCGCAGAAUGAGUACAUCUGGUGUGAAGAAAGUGCUUCAGUGGAAAGAUUUGAGGAAGAUUGCCAAAGUUACUGGUGUUGUGGUCUUGGGAGGCUGUCUGUUUAUUACUUAUGAAGUGAUAACCUUGGGCAAGGCUGUGACCAUUGACACUAGUGCAAUUCUUCAAGAAAAGUACAAGUCUUGCAUCUAUCUAAAAGCCACACCCUCUGAUGAAAAGGAGAAUCUUGCUGCAGGGCUUACACACAAAGCAAGAAAGGAGCUUCAUAAAGCUGCGAGGCGGUUUCUGGGAAUAUCGCCUGGGGUUUUGCUGAAAUCAUUAGACGAGCACUUCAGUCACGUGGAUGCCGACCCACAAGAGGUGGCAUUAUGGGUCCUACUAAAAAGGACACAGGCGUCCAAAAAGGAGACCAGGCUACAGGCUGUACAGGAACUUGCAGACAAUCGCCACUGGCGUGACUACCAGUACCAGACAGCAGCCCAAGUUAUAGAUCCCGGAACAGCAGUGGGUCUUGCCCGGACUCCUGGAGUAGAUCAGCGAUUCUUCUUGUCCCUGCCUACGUUGCCUAAUGUGGAGGAUGGUUUCACAGCAGAAGAUGGGCUGAGGCAACUGCUGGCAUCUCUGCCUCAGUCUGAAGUGGACAAAUGUGUUCAGUACUUCACCUCACUGGCACUCAGAGAGAGCAGUCAGUCUCUGGCAGCACAGAGGGGUGGACUGUGGUGUUUUGGCGGUAAUGGGUUGCCCUAUGCCCAGAGUCUCACCACGGUUCCCUCUGAGAAUGUGGAGUCCUUCUGCCUGCAGGCACUCGUACAGCACUCAAAGGUCCAGAGCCACUGUGAACACAUUGUUGCCAGCGGGGGCCUGCAACUCCUCCAGAGGGUUUAUCAGCUUCGUAGGGACUCGUUAAAAAUUCAGAGGAAUAUUAUUCGUAUUAUAGGAAACUUGGCGCUCAAUGAGAGCAUCCACAAGGCCAUAGUAGAGUCUGGAUGGCUGUCUGUGUUGGCUGAGAUCAUGCGGUCCCCUCAUAUCAUGCAGGCAUCUCAUGCGGCUCGCGCUCUGGCCAACCUGGACAGGGAAACGGUGAAGGAGAAAUACUCAGAUGGAGUUUAUAUCCUUCAUCCACAAACACGUGACAACCAGCCAAUCAAAGCAGACGUGCUGUUCAUCCAUGGGAUCUUGGGCGCGGCCUUCAAAACAUGGAGGCAAAAGGACCGCAGUAUGUUCCACGAAGUCAAAGAGGCUGGAAACAGGGAUGGCUACACCGAGUGCUGGCCAAAAUCAUGGUUAGCAGCUGACUGCCCAAAUUUGAGAGUACUGUCAGUAGAGUAUGACACUCACCUGAGUGACUGGAUGGCCAAAUGUCCAGCAGAGAAUCACAGGAAGUCCUUGGCCUACAGGAGUCAAGAGAUCCUGAAGAAGUUAAAGUUAGCAGGCGUUGGAGAGAGACCUGUAGUCUGGGUAGCACACAGUAUGGGAGGAUUACUGGUGAAGAAAAUGCUGCUGGAUUCAGCACAGGACCCAGACAUGCACAGACUGUUGAAGAACACCAAAGGUGUUCUGUUCUACAGUGUUCCUCACCAUGGCACCUCUAUGGCAGAGUACUCCGUCAAUGUCCGAUACCUCCUCUUCCCUUCCAUAGAAGUCAGGGAACUUUGCAAAGACUCCCCAGCACUACGCAGUCUGAACGAAAACUUUUUGAACAUCGCCAAAGAAAACGAAUUCAAAGUACUGAGCUUUGCAGAGACUGUCCCAACAAAUAUUGGUCCUAUGAUCAAGAUACUGGUGGUGCCAAUGCAGUCAGCGAAUCUUGGCAUUGGGGAGCUUAUUGAGGUGGACGUAGAUCAUCUCAACAUCUGCAAGCCAGAGAAGAAAGACACGUUCCUGUACAAGCGCAGCCUCCAGUUCAUACAGGAAACCCUGCAAAGCAUCGUCGGCCACUGAAAAGGAAAAAAAUAGGAACAUAAACAAUAUGUUCAUUAGAAGGGGAAAGAGCACUGUCAGUCAAAUGAAAACUUUGCUGCCCUACGUGAUUGCACAUUUGAAGAAAACAGCCACUAAGGUGAUCUUAGUGAGCUUGGGCAAUUUCAGUUUAUUUUGCAGUGGCAUUUGUGAAAAUUUGCCAUAUAUUGGAAGAAACUAUUUUAUUUGGUUCUCCUACUCAUUCUUCUGUAUUGGGUUUAAACUGGUCUUGUUAAUUUUUGAUUUACAGUA